Molecule: messenger RNA, 11905 nt
Organism: Eublepharis macularius
Lineage: Eukaryota; Metazoa; Chordata; Lepidosauria; Squamata; Eublepharidae
Gene: TLN2
Product: talin 2
Exons: 57
Coding region: 205-7833 (2542 amino acids)
Biological process (GO): cell-cell adhesion
Cellular component (GO): ruffle; focal adhesion; plasma membrane
Molecular function (GO): structural constituent of cytoskeleton; actin filament binding; integrin binding
Source: RefSeq, a predicted model, not a curated record
UGAGAAAACAUCUUAGCUUGGGGGAGUCUGUCAACUGCCGGCAAAGGCGUAUCAGAAGCAUAUGAUCUCAAAAUGGCUGGAAAAUCUUCUGAGCGAAGACUCUCCCAGCCUGGGAUGGUGUCGAGGCGUUCUGCUCCUUACGGCAGGCAUCCCUGAUGCCCUUGUGGGGUAACGUAAAAAGAAGCUUGCAAAGGAUCCGUCAAGAUGGUUGCUUUAUCGUUAAAGAUCUGCGUCCGCCAGUGCAAUGUGGUCAAGACCAUGCAGUUUGAGCCCUCCACGGCAGUGUAUGACGCGUGUCGGGUCAUACGCGAGCGGGUGCCGGAGGCGCAGACGGGACAAGCCUCUGAUUAUGGGCUGUUUCUCUCCGACGAAGAUCCGCGGAAAGGCAUAUGGUUGGAAGCUGGAAGAACCUUGGAUUACUACAUGCUGAGAAAUGGGGAUGUUUUGGAGUACAAAAAGAAACAGAGGCCGCAGAAAAUACGGAUGUUGGAUGGGUCAGUGAAGACGGUGAUGGUGGAUGACUCGAAAACUGUCGGGGAGCUGCUAGUGACAAUUUGCAGCCGGAUAGGGAUAACCAAUUAUGAAGAGUACUCCUUAAUCCAGGAGAGCAGUGAAGAGAAGAAGGAAGAAGGCACGGGGACGCUGAAGAAAGACCGGACGCUGCUACGCGAUGAGAAGAAAAUGGAGAAGCUGAAGGCAAAGCUGCACACGGACGAUGAUUUGAACUGGUUAGAUCAUAGUCGGACCUUCCGAGAGCAAGGAGUGGAUGAGAGUGAAACGCUCCUACUGAGGCGCAAGUUCUUCUAUUCGGACCAGAACGUCGAUUCCAGAGACCCCGUUCAGCUCAACUUGCUUUAUGUUCAGGCUCGUGACGACAUUCUCAAUGGCUCCCAUCCCGUAUCCUUCGAGAAGGCGUGUGAAUUUGGGGGCUUCCAAGCCCAGAUCCAGUUUGGACCUCACGUUGAACACAAGCACAAGCCGGGAUUUUUAGAUCUAAAAGAAUUCCUUCCUAAAGAAUAUAUCAAGCAAAGAGGAGCUGAAAAGAGGAUAUUUCAGGAGCAUAAAAACUGUGGAGAGAUGACCGAGAUAGAAGCCAAGGUGAAGUACGUGAAGCUGGCGCGUUCGCUGCGGACCUACGGGGUCUCCUUUUUCCUUGUUAAGGAGAAGAUGAAGGGCAAGAACAAGCUGGUCCCUCGCCUGUUGGGCAUCACCAAGGAGUCCGUGAUGCGCGUGGAUGAAAGGACCAAGGAAGUGCUGCAGGAAUGGCCGCUGACGACCGUCAAACGCUGGGCGGCUUCACCCAAAAGCUUCACUCUGGAUUUUGGCGAGUAUCAGGAAAGCUACUACUCGGUGCAGACCACAGAAGGCGAGCAGAUCUCUCAGUUAAUUGCCGGAUACAUCGAUAUCAUCCUGAAGAAGAAGCAAAGCAAGGACCGAUUCGGCCUUGAGGGUGACGAGGAAUCCACCAUGUUGGAAGAAUCCGUAUCGCCUAAAAAAUCGACUAUCUUGCAGCAGCAGUUCAACCGAACGGGGAAGGUGGAGCAUGGCUCUGUGGCGCUGCCGGCAGUCAUGCGUUCAGGCUCCACUGGGCCGGAGACCUUCAAUGUAGGCAGCAUGCCUUCGCCCCAACAACAGGUCACUGUCGGGCAAAUGCACAGGGGACAUAUGCCCCCCUUGACCUCUGCGCAGCAGGCCUUGAUGGGGACCAUUAACACAAGCAUGCACGCGGUUCAGCAGGUGCAAGCGGACCUCACGGAAGUGGACAACCUCCCGCCUCUUGGAAAUGACAUGGCAUCCAGGGUUUGGGUUCAGAACAAAGUCGAUGAGUCGAAACAUGAAAUUCACUCUCAGGUUGAUGCCAUCACGGCAGGAACCGCUUCUGUGGUGAACUUGACGGCAGGUGACCCCGUGGACACGGACUACACGGCAGUGGGCUGCGCCAUCACGACCAUCUCUUCAAACCUCACGGAAAUGUCCAGAGGGGUGAAACUUCUGGCCGCCCUUAUGGACGAUGAGGUCGGCAGUGGAGAGGACCUGCUGAAAGCCGCUCGGACCCUGGCAGGGGCCGUGUCAGACCUGCUGAAAGCUGUGGAGCCGACCUCAGGAGAGCCUCGCCAGACGGUCUUGACUGCAGCAGGGAGCAUCGGACAGGCCAGCGGGGAACUCCUCCGGCAGAUUGGGGAGAACGAAACAGAUGAGCGGUUCCAGGAUGUGCUGAUGAGUCUUGCCAAAGCCGUGGCCAAUGCUGCAGCCAUGCUGGUGCUGAAGGCCAAGAACGUGGCUCAGGUGGCCGAGGACAUGGUUCUGCAGAACAGAGUGAUUGCUGCUGCGACCCAGUGCGCGCUCUCCACCUCUCAGCUGGUUGCCUGUGCAAAGGUGGUCAGCCCGACCAUCAGCUCCCCGGUGUGUCAGGAGCAGCUGAUAGAAGCCGGGAAGCUGGUGGACCGUUCUGUCGAGAACUGCGUCCGGGCGUGCCAAGCCGCCACGGAUGACACGGAGCUGCUCAAGCAGGUCAGUGCGGCCGCCAGUGUGGUCAGCCAGGCCCUGAGUGAUCUCCUGCAGCAUGUCCGGCAGUUUGCUAGCAGGGGGGAGCCCAUCGGCCGCUACGACCAGGCCACGGACACCAUCAUGUGCGUCACCGAGAGCAUCUUCAGUUCCAUGGGGGAUGCUGGUGAAAUGGUACGGCAGGCCAGGGUCCUUGCGCAAGCCACCUCGGAUCUCGUGAACGCCAUGAGGUCGGAUGCGGAGGCGGAAAUUGACAUGGACAAUUCCAAGAAGCUUCUGGCUGCUGCUAAACUUCUGGCCGAUUCUACAGCCCGGAUGGUUGAAGCGGCAAAGGGGGCUGCAGCCCACCCUGAAAACGAAGAUCAGCAGCAGAGGCUCCGGGAAGCAGCGGAAGGCCUGCGGGUGGCCACCAAUGCAGCCGCCCAGAACGCCAUUAAGAAGAAAAUUGUCAACAGAUUAGAGGUUGCUGCAAAGCAGGCUGCGGCAGCGGCAACUCAGACCAUUGCAGCUUCUCAGAACGCAGCGAUUUCAAACAAGAACACGGCGUCUCACCAGCAGCUGGUCCAGAGCUGCAAGCAUGUUGCAGAUCACAUUCCCCAGCUUGUCCAGGGCGUGAGAGGGAGCCAAGCCCAGGCCGAGGAUCUGAGCGCUCAGCUUGCCUUGAUAAACUCCAGCCAGAAUUUCCUCCAGCCGGGAAGCAAAAUGGUGGCCUCAGCUAAGGCAGCGGUCCCAACGGUGGCUGAUCAGGCGGCGGCCAUGCAGCUAAGCCAGUGUGCCAAGAACUUGGCCACCAGCCUUGCGGAGCUGCGAACGGCCUCCCAGAAGGCGCACGAGGCAUGCGGUCCCAUGGAAAUAGACUCCGCCCUAAACACAGUCCAGACACUCAAAAACGAACUGCAAGAUGCAAAGAUGGCGGCUCUCGAUGGACAGUUGAAACCGCUCCCGGGAGAAACGCUUGAAAAGUGUGCUCAGGACCUGGGGAGCACCUCCAAAGCCGUUGGCUCCUCCAUGGCCCAGCUGCUGACUUGCGCGGCGCAAGGCAACGAGCAUUACACAGGGGUUGCUGCCAGAGAGACGGCUCAGGCUUUAAAGACUUUGGCCCAAGCGGCCAGAGGCGUUGCGGCAUCUACCAGCGACCCGGCAGCGGCUCAUGCCAUGUUGGACUCAGCCAGGGAUGUCAUGGAGGGUUCGGCGAUGCUCAUCCAAGAAGCCAAACAGGCCCUGGUGGCUCCGGGGGAUGCCGAGAGCCAGCAGAGGUUGGCACAGGUGGCCAAGGCUGUCUCCCAUUCUCUGAACAACUGUGUGAACUGCCUGCCUGGCCAAAAGGACGUUGACGUGGCCUUGAAGAGCAUUGGUGAAUCUAGCAAGAAGUUGCUGGUGGAGUCGCUGCCUCCCAGUUCGAAAUCAUUCCAAGAGGCUCAGAGUGAGCUGAACCAGGCAGCUGCUGACCUGAACCAGUCGGCCGGAGAGGUGGUCCAUGCCACGCGGGGCCAGAGCGGAGAGUUGGCAGCAGCCUCCGGGAAGUUCAGCGAGGAUUUUGAUGAGUUCCUCGAUGCUGGUAUCGAAAUGGCUGGGCAAGCUCAGACUAAAGAGGACCAGAUUCAAGUCAUCGGGAACCUGAAGAAUAUUUCUAUGGCUUCCAGCAAGCUGCUCUUGGCUGCCAAGUCUUUGUCCGUAGAUCCAGGCGCGCCCAACGCCAAGAACCUCCUUGCCGCAGCUGCACGGGCUGUGACCGAGAGCAUAAACCAGCUUAUCACCCUGUGCACCCAGCAAGCUCCGGGGCAGAAGGAAUGCGACAACGCUCUCCGGGAACUGGAGACAGUCAAAGGGAUGCUGGAAAACCCCAACGAGCCUGUGAGCGACCUCUCGUACUUUGACUGCAUCGAAGGUGUUAUGGAGAACUCAAAGGUGCUAGGAGAGGCGAUGGCGGGGAUUUCUCAGAACGCCAAGACGGGAGACCUGCCUGUCUUCGGCGAAUGUGUCGGGGUGGCUUCCAAGGCUCUUUGUGGUCUCACUGAAGCAGCGGCUCAGGCUGCUUACCUGGUGGGAAUCUCCGAUCCAAACAGCCAGGCCGGCCAGCAGGGCCUUGUGGAUCCAAUCCAGUUUGCCAGGGCCAACCAAGCUAUCCAAAUGGCAUGUCAGAACUUGGUGGACCCAGCAAGUAGCCCAUCCCAGGUUUUAUCCGCCGCAACCAUUGUGGCAAAGCACACUUCCGCACUGUGCAAUGCGUGCCGAAUCGCAUCCUCGAAGACGGCCAACCCCGUUGCGAAGAGACACUUUGUCCAGUCGGCCAAGGAGGUUGCAAACAGCACAGCCAACCUGGUUAAAACAAUCAAGGCCCUAGAUGGUGACUUCUCAGAAGACAACCGGACGAAGUGCCGAAUUGCAACCGCUCCGCUGAUCGAAGCCGUGGAAAACCUGACGGCCUUUGCCUCGAACCCGGAGUUUGUCAGCAUUCCAGCCCAGAUUAGUGCCGAGGGCUCUCGUGCGCAGGAGCCCAUUCUCACCUCCGCCAAGACCAUGCUGGAGAGCUCCUCCUCGCUGAUCAAAACCGCCCGCUCGUUGGCCAUCAAUCCAAAGGACCCUCCCACCUGGUCUGUUCUCGCCGGGCACUCGCACACCGUGUCCGACUCUAUCAAGAGCCUCAUCACUUCCAUUCGAGACAAAGCCCCAGGCCAGAGGGAGUGCGACUACUCCAUUGAUGGGAUCAACAGAUGUGUCCGGGACAUCGAACAAGCCUCCCUGGCGUCCGUCAGUCAGAAUUUGGCCACGAGGGACGACAUUUCUGUGGAGGCCUUGCAGGAACAGCUGACAUCUGUCGUCCAAGAAAUUGGGCAUCUCAUAGAUCCCAUCGCCACAGCGGCUCGGGGAGAAGCUGCUCAGCUCGGGCACAAGGUGACACAGCUAGCAAGCUAUUUCGAACCACUGGUUCUGGCAGCUGUCGGGGUGGUCUCCAAACUGAUGAAUCACCAACAACAAAUGACGUUAUUGGACCAGACCAAGACACUGGCUGAAUCCGCACUCCAGAUGCUCUAUGCAGCCAAGGAAGGAGGAGGGAAUCCCAAGGCUUCUCACACCCACGAUGCCAUCACGGAAGCUGCUCAGCUGAUGAAGGAAGCUGUGGAUGACAUCAUGGUGACCUUGAACGAAGCCGCCAGCGAAGUGGGGAUGGUGGGGAACAUGGUGGACUCCAUAGCCGAGGCCAUGAGCAAGCUGGAUGAGGGCACACCGCCAGAGCCCAAGGGAACCUUUGUCGAUUAUCAGACCACCGUGGUCAAGUACUCGAAAGCCAUUGCCGUCACAGCCCAAGAAAUGAUGACCAAGUCGGUUACCAAUCCAGAAGAGCUCGGAGGGCUCGCUUCACAAAUGACCACCGACUACGGGCAUUUGGCGUUCCAGGGGCGGAUGGCCGCUGCCACCGCGGAGCCGGAGGAGAUAGGCUUCCAGAUCAAGACCCGAGUCCAGGAACUGGGGCACAGCUGCAUCUUUUUGGUCCAGAAGGCUGGUGCUUUGCAGAUCUGCCCCACGGACGGUUACACGAAAAGGGAGUUGAUCGAAUGUGCUCGUGCGGUCAGCGAAAAGGUGUCCGUAGUGCUCUCCGCCCUUCAGGCCGGGAACAAAGGCACGCAGGCCUGCAUCACCGCCGCUAGCGCCGUGUCGGGGAUCAUCGCAGACUUGGACACCACCAUCAUGUUUGCCACGGCCGGAACACUGAAUGCUGAAAAUAACGAGUCCUUUGCUGACCACAGGGAAAAUAUUCUAAAGACAGCAAAAGCUUUGGUGGAAGACACAAAGCUCUUGGUAUCUGGGGCUGCCUCAAGCCAGGACAAGUUGGCGCAAGCAGCCCAGUCGUCGGCCAGCACCAUCACUCAGCUAGCAGAGGUGGUGAAGCUGGGAGCCGCCAGCUUAGGGUCUGAUGACCCUGAAACACAGGUCGUGCUGAUCAACGCCAUUAAGGAUGUUGCGAAAGCUUUGUCCGAUCUCAUCGGGGCCACCAAAGGAGCCGCCAGCAAGCCAGCAGACGACCCGUCCAUGUACCAGCUCAAGGGAGCCGCCAAGGUGAUGGUGACGAACGUCACGUCCCUUCUGAAGACGGUGAAAGCCGUAGAAGAUGAAGCCACGCGAGGGACGAGAGCUCUCGAAGCCACGAUCGAGUACAUCAAGCAGGAGCUUGCGGUGUUCCAGUCGAAGGAGGUUCCUGAAAAGACCUCCUCGCCUGAAGAAUCGAUCCGGAUGACGAAGGGCAUCACCAUGGCAACGGCCAAAGCUGUGGCAGCUGGGAACUCCUGCCGGCAGGAGGACGUGAUCGCCACGGCCAACCUGAGCCGCAAAGCAGUCGCUGACAUGCUGACGGCUUGCAAGCAAGCUUCGUACCACCAUGACGUCGGCGAGGAUGUUCGUGCAAGAGCCUUGCGCUACGGGACAGAGUGCACCCUGGGAUACCUAGAGCUCCUGGAACAUGUUCUCACGAUUCUCCAGAAGCCCACCCCAGAGCUGAAGCAACCGUUGGCUUCCUUGUCAAAACGGGUCGCUGGGGCAGUCACGGAGCUCAUACAGUCCACCGAAGCAAUGAAAGGAACCGAAUGGGUUGAUCCAGAGGACCCCACGGUUAUUGCCGAGACGGAGCUGCUGGGGGCUGCAGCCUCAAUCGAAGCUGCGGCAAAGAAGCUGGAGCAGCUAAAGCCCAGAGCCAAGCCAAAGCAGGCGGAUGAGACUCUGGACUUUGAAGAACAGAUUCUGGAAGCAGCUAAAUCCAUCGCAGCCGCUACCAGCGCCCUCGUCAAGUCAGCAUCUGCCGCUCAGAGGGAGUUGGUGGCUCAGGGAAAGGUCGGGGCGAUCCCUGCCAAUGCGGCUGACGAUGGGCAGUGGUCCCAAGGACUCAUUUCUGCGGCCCGAAUGGUAGCAGCUGCGACCAGCAACCUGUGUGAAGCCGCCAACGCUUCAGUCCAAGGCCAUGCCAGCGAGGAAAAACUGAUCUCGUCUGCCAAGCAAGUGGCAGCUUCUACCGCCCAACUGCUUGUGGCUUGCAAAGUGAAGGCCGAUCAAGACUCGGAGGCUAUGAGGAGGCUCCAGGCGGCAGGCAAUGCUGUAAAACGAGCAUCCGACAACCUGGUUAGGGCAGCCCAGAAGGCGGCGUUUGGUAAAGCGGACGAUGACGACGUGGUGGUCAAAACCAAAUUUGUGGGCGGCAUCGCACAGAUCAUCGCAGCCCAAGAGGAGAUGCUGAAGAAGGAACGUGAGCUGGAGGAGGCCAGGAAGAAGUUGGCCCAGAUUCGUCAGCAGCAGUACAAAUUUCUCCCUACUGAAUUGCGGGAAGAUGAGGGCUAAACUGUCAAUGAAGGUUUCUUGAAGGAAAUGAGCUGGAGGGGCAUGCUCUAGACAAACUCGGCCAAGCACUUGCCUGAAUAGGUUUGGGGCGACGAAGGCACAGCCCGCGGGCUCUUCUUGACUCUUCCGCUGAGGAGCUUCGGCCCGCCAACUGAUGGUACAGUGUUGAGGUCACCCGUCCCCUUCCUCUCUUUGAUGCGUCUCAGGAGAGAGAGCCUCACUUUUCUACAAAGGGGUUAUAAAGUCAGUAUUAUAUCAUAACCUGAAGUUUGACCUAUUUAUUACUCUGUUUGACCUGUGUUAAGGACUUUGGUAUUAUAUAAUACGUAGGAACCCAGUGUAAAGAAGUCAGUGUCUCAAAUAAGCUACCCAAAUGGCAGGAGGGCCCCGGCAGCAGGGGGGAGGGGGAGGGGGAGGUAACCAUUUCUCUCUUUCCUUCCAAGACCAAGGUUGAGGCAGCUGUAGUAUUUGCAAGAACCAGACGUAUGAAUGUGUGGCCUCACCGAGAGCGUUUUGGUCACGUAGUUUUCUCUCCAGUCGGAGGGCCCUUCUCGGUACCUGUUUGCACUAGAAGUAUUCCUUUCAGCACAUCGUCUGUGGUCAUUACCCUGCAAUGUACAGUAUUUGGAGUGGGGGUUGGGGUUGGGGUUUCUGGCCUGUGGUGGGUUUGGGUAGCCAUCCUUUUUGGAGAACGAAUAACCCAAGGAAGAGGAAAUUUUGCGAGUGUGUGUUAAAACUCCAAGUUCAUGAAGGAAAAUGCCUUUUUGUGUUUAUAUACCUCUCACUUAGGUGAUCCAAAAAGUAAAUUCUCAGCAUUAAACUGCAUUACUUCCCCUCUUGUUUACGUGAGAACUGAUUUGUACUGUGGGAUGGGUGAGAAUCCAGGAAAGGUACUUGGCUACUAGAAGAAACCGCAUCAUGUCUUAGAAGAGAGAGACCCACAAAUACUGGGGUGCAGCUCCCAAAUGACAUGUGCAGCUACGCAGUUCCAGCCAAAAUUGCCCAGAGCAGCCACUGGAGUUAUCUGGACAAUCAAGCUGACCCUAGAUUUUUGCGGUGUCUCGGUGGAAAUAGGAAGAAAUCAAGAGGCCUGGUAACAUUUAUCUCCAUUUAUUAUUUCUGUGGUCUCUUUUCUGCCUACAUUUGUGGGCUAUGCAGGGAAAAUCGGAAGCUUCUUUUGUGAACUGUGAAGGAAACUAUCUGGAAAUUGAAAACCUGCACCCUAAAUAGUGCUUUCCAGUACAUAGUAAUUGCAUUGUUAUCUAAAGAGCAGCUUUCCAGAAAAUAAAAAUCUGCUGUUCCAAAGGUACUGUGAUAUUUUUCCUCUGAUACGGCAUAAAUCCUCAGGCAAGGAUGUUGUUUCAUAUACAAAACAAAGGCAGAGUCUGUUGCUUACAUCACAAAACCAUGGAAACUGUUAAGCAAUAAGCUUUUGCCUCGCUGUCCAAAUCUUCAUAAUUAUCCAUCGUAUUCAGACAUUGGCAGUUCUGGAACAAACCUCACAUUCGGCUUGCCGGAAAUUGCUUUGGUUUCCCAUGUCCUCUCUGAAUGCCAAGAAGUCAGUUUCAAAUCGUGUCACUGUGAGUCCCAGCUCUGUAACCUUUGUUGCAGAAGCACAAACCUGCUGGCAAAAUCUCGCAGUGCAUCAGUCAACAUGCCGAGGCCAGCCUGCCCAUAGUGAGAACUUGCAGCUACAAAUUUGGCUCAAUGCUCCAAACUCUUUGCUCCGGCUUCUUUGAUGGGCGGCCGUCAUGACCCAGUUCACACAAGCUGCAAACAACUGCACAUUUCACCUGCCUGUGAGAGAUUGCCUGCGUGAAUGCAUCCUCCUAAAAAAACAAAGUUCCCUUCAUCUAGAAAACUAGCAAACCAGGAAGAAUGCUGGGCUUAGAACUCUUUCACCCUCCUAAAUCAGCCCUUGAUAGGGAGUAUUUUUAGUAAGUGAUGCAAUUGACCUCACCUGCAAUCAGAACAGUACUGGGUUUGUGUAGCAGUUUCUGCCUUCCAAAGUCUGGAAGAUGUCUCAAAGGCAGGAAGUUAGUGGGGCCCAUAAAAGGAGAGAAGUCCUUAUCAAAUCCAUUACCCAGUCCAUUCCAAGUGGGAUCAUAGAUUUUGAACAGAGCUGUAAAGGUGGGGUCUACUUUCCAAUGCCGUGUUGCUAUUUACACAUCCUUGCAUGACAGAUACGUAACAGGAGCUUGUCAGCCAUCCGUCUGAUAGAUAUCUUAACCCUUUCCAUGGCAAAUAAAUGUUGAAGUACCUUUCCUUGUUCGUAUGUCUCUGUCUCUUCUCUGAUGCCAAAGCAAUUCAGAGGCAGUCAGAUUGCAAAUUCUUGACAAAUUCAGAAAAAGCAUUGGCGAAGCUGUUUUUUACUGGCCAGAUCAGACUCCUGUUUGAUAGACUCCGAAGGCUGAGUUUCCGCUGUGCUAAAGCAAUCAAAAAUGAGGUACUGCCACCACAAAGGCGGAACGUGCCAAUCUGCGUACGCGUUUGCAAAUUCAACAGACAUGCCCGAUUCCCCCCGUUUUGUAUAUUUCGUUCUGCAUUUAGUCUUGGGUGUAAUUUGGUUGGCUUUUGGCUUGUUGCUUGGAGAGUAACAAGAUUUUCAAGGCACUGAAAUGCUCCCCCCCGCCUCCUACAAACACUGGAAGGCUUAUCCCAGCCAUCCCUCUGGAUUCAGAGCUUCUGUUUUCAAACAUAUCUUUGCCACACCUAAGGGCUAGAAACUUUUUUUUAAAAUGAAAGCAAUUCUCAGGAAGUUAAAUGCUGCAGCCAGAGCCGCCUUCUGCUGCUUUCUUGCCCUGUCUUGGAAUUAUGACCUGCAUGUGGCCCUGGCUGCACCCCCCCCCCCAAUCGACAUGUUUGCCACAGUGGAAGUGAGACAUCCCGUCCUGCUUUGUAAGGGCAGAGGCUGGGCAUCAUUGUGGUCUGCUAGCCGUGGCAACAAAAAAUCUUACUUGAGUAGGCAAGAUAUUUGACAAAACAACCUUUAUAGAUUUCUUGGUUGGAAAUAUAUUUUAAUACAGCUUGUGUGGACAGGUAUCUCCCCCAUGUGGCAAAAUGGAAAGAUGACCACAGCAAAUGCAGCGUUAGGUUUUUCUGUCAGCCUCGGCAUCGGGCCGUGUUUUAGAAAAGCAAGCUGAGCUGGCCGCCAGGGUGUUUGGGGCAGGAGGGGCAAAGUUUACAUGUCCCCCUCUAUGUGUCACAGCGCUCUUGUGCAGCCCUAAUGAGUUUCAGCGGGGAUUUUGCAGGAUUAUGGAUGGAUUAUGCCCUUCACUCCGAAGUGUUUUGUUCCAACUCAAAAGGGAAUUGAUUGAUAAAGUGAUUUUUGGUGUUUUGCCACCUGUAAGAGAGGGAGAAAGGGAAGGUGGCACAAAAGCUAUCCCAGGUGCCCCAGGAAAUGGCUUUCUCCUUGGGGCUUUGAAGCUCCUAACAGAGGAUCUUAAUGCCUCUUGAGAGAGGAAUGACAUUUGCCUUUUUUAUCUCAUGUGCCAACCCAGGGCUUUUUUUCAGGGGGAAUGUGGUGGGACGGAGUUCCGGCACCUCUUGAAAAUACUCGGCAAUAGUGCUUGAAAAUAAUAUUAUUUCAAAGACUCCCGUGUGUUUCUUCCUCAUUUCCCUCUUGAGAGUUCCACCACCUCUUUUCCCAGAAAAAAACCCCUGUGCCAACCCUUGCACGAAGAACGGUGCCUGUGCCCAGGCCAACUAUUUUGGUCCAUUUCAAAGAAUAAUAAAUUCCUUCGUUACAAACGGUCAGGACUGCUUGUAAUGUGAUUGCUUUCUUUCUUGCAACGAAACCACUACAGACUUUGUCGAACUCUUUGUGUUGGUCACUUGAACUUUGCCGCCGAAGGAUUUCUGAAUGAGACAGGCUCUUCCAUACAACAGCCUCCCGACUGGCACAUGGCAGGGCUUGCCCUGUGCAAGUCUGCUGUUGUUGAAAGACCAAGGGUCUUACAGAAAAGCAUGAGGGGAGUGUGUUCACAUCUUGAUGUUACGCUGUAUGUAUGCUAUUUAUCUGACCCACAAGACUGUUUUGUAUUUACCAUAAAUAAAACUUUUGAAAGAAUGA